AUCCCUAGCAACCGAGCGGUUUGCGUGGCAACCAGCCCGCGGUCCCUCAGCUUGGCCGCGAUGCCGCUGCAGGUCAGCGAUUACAGCUGGCAGCAGACGCCGGCUGCGGUCUUCCUCUCUCUGCCCCUGCGCGGCGUCUGCGCCAGAGACGCGGACGUGUUCUGCGCGGAGAAUUACCUGAAGGUCAACUUUCCCCCAUUUCUAUUUGAGGCAUUUCUCUAUGCUCCCAUAGAUGAUGGGAACAGUAAAGCAAAGAUUGGAAAUGACGCUAUUGUCUUCACUUUGUACAAAAAAGAACCAGCCAUGUGGGAGACCCUUUCUGUGUCUGGUGUUGACAAAGAGAUGAUGCAGAAAAUAAGAGAAAAGGCUAUUUUACAAGCACAGGAGAGAGCAAAAGAGGCUACCGAAGCAAAAGCUACAGCAAGACAGGAAGAUCAAAAAUAUACUUUAAAUGUCGCAAUGAAGAUUGAAGAAGAAGAGAGGAAAACAAUAGAAGCUGUGAAGGAUGCAGAGCGGAGGAAAGCAACUGCAGACCUGGAGGCUUGGAAGGAGCGCCAGAGAAAAACCGGAGGCCGAGAGGGAGCCCGGGGAGGAGAGAGAGCGAGUCACCCAGGAGACCCAGGCGGAGAAACGGGGAGGUCAAAGCGCCAGAGGCCUGCCGGACGUGUGGCGUCCAGGCACCGCGCUGCAGCAGGAAGAAGCCCUGCAGACAUAUUUGCUGAGAAGCCGGAGGGGGCUCACAUCCCCACACCACGCCGGGCCGGCCGCGUGGAGGUCAGCUUCACACCACGCGUGUUCCCCACAGCCGUGCGGGAGUCUCAGGCUGCCCAGGAGGAGGAGUGGCUGCACAAGCAGGCCCAGGCGCAGAGAGCCCUGAACGCCGGUGUUCCUGAGUUGUGUGAUUUAAAAGAAGAAGAGAAGAGCCCCGAUUGGUUGAGGGAAAAAGGAAACAAAUUGUUUGCAACAGAAAACUUCCUGGCGGCGAUUAAUGCGUACAGUUUAGCCAUACGGCUGAAUAACAAGCUGCCCGUGCUGUAUCUCAAUCGGGCUGCCGGCCACCUCAAACUGAGAAACUUGCACAAGGCCAUCGAGGACGCUUCCAAGGCUCUGGCGCUGCUCACCCCGCCCGUCGCAGACAAUGCCGCUGCCAGAAUGAAAGCGCACGUCCGCCGGGGAGCCGCGUUCUGCCAGCUGGAGCUGUACGCGGAAGGCCUGCAGGACUACGAAGCUGCUCUUAGGAUCAACCCAGCUGACGCAGCUGUGCGGAAGGAUGCUGAGAAGAUUCGGGACGUACUCCAAGGAACCGCGCCAACGUCACCCUGAGUGCUUAGGACCAGGUUUUCAAGGUACUUUUUCAAAAGGAGGAGCGCGGCAUGGUGGCGCACCCUUCUGAUUGUACCAGUUAGGAGGCUGAAGCAGGACGAUCUAGCGUUCCACGCCAGUCUGGGCUAUAUAACGAGAUUCAGUCUCAACGAAACAGAGCUGGAGACUUUGGGAAUCUUUGGACAUACUGUAGCUGAUUGUGCAGUCCAUGAGCUGUUUAAUACUGAGUCCUGUAAGGGCUACAUGUGACACGUCUGUGGAAAGGGAAGAGUUUGCAUUACAUCAUUUCCAAACAAGAAUGACCGCAUAAUUAUAUGUAUCUGUAGCACAUUGUUUGUUGCUGUUAUCAAAUUACGGUGGCUUUUGGGACAGAGCCGUUGCUGUGGUUGCCGGGACACAUACUGAGUAGUAGUUCACACUGUGGAAUCUUCCAGGGAGUGCUUGUGUUCUCUGAAGCCCCUCUGUAAUAGCUCCUACUCUGACCCACACACACUCAGAGCCUGCUGUUUCUUUACGACCUUGUGCCCACCUGCUGCAAAAACAACUACUCUGCUGAGAAAACCUUACCUUCAACUUUGUUGUAAAAACAGAACAAAAACUUUGGCUGUUUUCAAAGAACAAAACUAAGAUCAUUUAGUGCAUAGAUCUUGGGCUGUUUACAAGAUAGUGAGUCUCGGUAAAUGAGCAAAAAGGCGGCUUCCACCUCAGAAGGGCCAAAGAAAGCAGAAAGAAUAAAGCACAGCUGGCACACGCUGGGACCCCAGCUCUCAGGAGACGGAGGCAGAGGCAGAGGUGGAGGCAGGAGGGUUGCUGUGAGUUCAAGGCCAGCC
Messenger RNA from Fukomys damarensis (Damara mole-rat), 2153 nucleotides. It is a transcript of the gene Dnaaf4, whose product is annotated as dynein axonemal assembly factor 4. Gene Ontology annotation, molecular function: nuclear estrogen receptor binding. Gene Ontology annotation, biological process: cilium movement; heart development; outer dynein arm assembly. Lineage: Eukaryota; Metazoa; Chordata; Mammalia; Rodentia; Bathyergidae. Bases 61 to 1323 code for a protein of 420 amino acids. The record is from RefSeq and is a predicted model, not a curated record. The transcript has 9 exons.